GAUGAGAACAAUGUUGUGGCUUACUCCCUGAAUGUGUGCUUAAAGCACAGAUGGUGGCAGUCAGGAGUGCCCGUAUACGUUGAAUGGGAAAGAGCCUGCAGACAGACAGCACCAAUGAAGGGGCAGUUCCUCAUAUAGUAUGUAGGGGGUGCUGUAGGUUUCCUUUCAACACAGCUUGUCUCUGUUAGUCCCAGGAAUUUGAGCAUGCUGGAAAAUGGAGUUGGACAGCAGGAACGCUGCCCAUAGAGAUGACAAGGGGGGGGCACAGUAGGCCAUUACUGUCUAAGUACAGUUCCAGUGGUAAUAGGGAGUUUACCUGAAGCUGAAAGCCUGAAAAAGGAAAAUUGAAAGUGGACUUGUUACGCACAUCCAUGUGCAUAUCACAAAAUAUAUCAAAUUUCUCUUAAACGGUAAGAAACCACAGAACAAACAUUUUUAAAACUUAUAUUGUAGCAUUCCUUUCAGCGAAAUGAAAUCAUUUGCUAGGGAUUAUUCCAUUUUCAUUAUUGUAAAUUAAAUUAAAAUAUUAAAUUUAAACACCCAGCAUUUGCAAAUUCUACAUUUGCAGAACAGACAAUCGUUUCUAAACUUUAAACGAAACUUCAUUUUGCAAGGUGAAAGAUCGCUUGCAGAAUGUCGCAUAUGCACAUAUAGUUAACAUAAAUACGGGUUUGAAACAAGAAACUGCAGGAGAGGAAGUAAUACUGACCAUGUUGGGGGGAAAAAAACUACACAGGUGUGUUUCACUAUCUAAAGCGUUUGAGUCUUUAUUACAGUCUAGGUUUAGAUGUCGAUGCCGUAUGAGAAUCGUCUCAUCUGGAUCUAUAGAGAACCAUCAUAUUAUCCAAAUCAUAACUGAAACACCAGUGAUCGAACCAGUACUUCCCUGGGAAAUUUCCCAACGUAUGUUGGAACUGGAGGACAUGGUGGAGAGGAAUCUACCUCCAGGCUGGACUAUGCAUGGAGCGAUCAGAGGAGGCAGGUCAUAACCUGGGGAUGAGAGGCAACUUCAGAGAUGGCCGCAUCUUCUUUGCAAGUACAGCAGUACAAUCCCAAAAUGGGUGAACUCCAGUACUACAUGAAAUUGUGAUCUGUUUUGCCCAUACGCUCUUUAAGAAUGCGACAGGCCCAUGCAGAACCCUGGGAAUUUAAUCUGUAAAGGCAGCUCACAUGUACCAGACAGCGCCGGGAGGACAACCUUUCUUCAGUUUUGAGGAUAUGAGUAGAUCUCUGCCCUGACAUUGGCCCCAGAGCACAAUGGGAUCAUCCCUGCUGGGGAAGGCUGCCUAUCUGGGCCAGCUCUUGGAGGCCUGCAUUCAUGCCUUUGAUGACAGCGGUGACCUGCGGGGUUGUCAGCUACCCCGGGUCAUGUUGCUGAUGCACCGUUGGUACGUCACAUCCACUGAGCUGGCCGGGAAACUGCUCGCAAUGUACCGCAACUGCCAAGGAGAUGACAGCCAGAGGACCAGACUGAAGAUCUGCUAUCUAAUGAGGUACUGGACGGUGGAAUUCCCAGCAGAAUUCAACCUGGACCUGGGCCUCAUCCAGCUGACGGAGGAGUUCCGAGAUGUAGCGGCCCAGCUGGGUUAUGAGGAGCACAUCAAGCUCAUUGACAUCUCCACCAUUCCGUCUUAUGACUGGAUGAGAAAACUGACCCAGAGGAAGAAGCAGCCGAAGAAGGGCAAGGCGUCACUUCUGUUUGACCACCUGGAGCCCAUGGAGCUAGCAGAGCACCUGACCUUCCUAGAGUACAAGUCAUUUCGCAGAAUUUCGUUCACAGACUACCAAAGCUACGUGAUACACGGAUGCCUGGUAGACAAUCCCACCUUGGAGCGUUCCAUCGCCCUCUUCAAUGGUGUCUCCCAGUGGGUGCAACUGAUGGUCCUAAGCAAGCUGACUCCACACCAUCGCGCUGAGGUCAUCACCAAGUUCAUCCACGUGGCCCAGAAACUACUCUACCUGCAGAACUUCAACACCUUGAUGGCGGUGGUGGGGGGGCUCAGCCACAGCUCCAUCUCGCGCCUCAAGGAGACGCUCCUGCACCUGGCGCCCGAGGUCACAAAGAUCUGGAACGAGAUGACAGAGCUGGUCUCCUCCAAUGGCAACUAUAGCGCCUACCGCAAGGCCUUCACUGACUGUGAGUGCUUCAAGAUCCCGAUCCUGGGAGUGCACCUGAAGGACCUGAUCGCCGUCCAUGUGGUCUUCCCUGACUGGGUGGAUGACGGCAAGGUGAACAUUGUGAAGAUGCAGCAGCUCUACUUGACCUUCAAUGAGCUGGUGUCCCUGCAGAACAUGGCAUCACAGGUGGAGCCCAACAUGGACCUUAUCUACCUGCUGGCACUCUCUCUAGAUUUGUAUUACACAGAAGAUGAGAUUUAUGAGCUCUCAUUACUGAGGGAACCCCGGAACCCAAAGUCUCUGCCCACCUCUCCCACCACGCCCAAUAAGCCGAUGGCCCCGCUGGACUGGGCCUCAGGGGUGCACACAAAACCCAACCCUUCCGUCGUGAACAAGCACAUCAGGAAAGUGGUGGAUUCUGUGUUCAGGAAUUAUGACCAUGACCAUGACGGCUACAUCUCUCAGGAGGACUUUGAAAGCAUCACUGCAAACUUCCCCUUCCUGGACUCCUUCUGUGUCCUGGACAAGGACCAGGACGGACUUAUCAGCAAGGAUGAAAUGAUGGCCUACUUCCUCAGAGCGAACUCCCAGCUGCAGUCGAAAAUGGGCCCUUUGUUUAUCCACAACUUUCAGGAGAUGACAUACCUGAAGCCUACCUUCUGCGAGCACUGUGCCGGCUUUUUAUGGGGCAUCAUCAAGCAGGGAUAUAAGUGUAAAGAUUGUGGAGUGAACUGUCACAAGCAGUGCCGAGAGCUGCUGGUCCUAGCCUGCAGGAAGCUUCCGCAUGCCUCCUCCCUGGUUAGCGUGGCACCCAGCACCGCCGUUCACAGCUCACUGCCCAGCAGCCCCACCCUGCCCGCAUGUGCAGAUGAAGACGAAGUGUUUGAGUUCCCCAAAGUGGCACCAGGAAGCCCUACCCUGGAGGCCCAGUCCAUCACUUUGAUGACUGGCUCUGCCCAGAAGAUCUCAGUACGGCUGCAACGGGCUACCACCAGCCAGGCCACACAGACGGAACCCCUGUGGUCCGAGCAUGCCUGGGCUCCUGUCGAUGGGGGUUCACACACAUUUCCCAAGAUGAGGUACCGACUGCACAGCAAGAAUUCCAAGGAAAGGGGCUUUGCCCGCUGGGAAAAUGAGGCCCCGAGACGAUCCCGAGACUGCCAGGACUCCCAGGAACAGAUGGAGAAGCCUGGGGAGCCAUUGAACCAGGGGGUGUGCCCUGAGGUAUACCUACUGCCUGUCUGCUUCCUAUCAGUGUGCCCCUGUGGAGUUUGAUUACUGUCUAUGUUUAUAAAUCUUAUUAGUUUCUUUUCAUUACUUGUUUGUUGGAAAUACAAAGAUUGUAUGUGCACAUUAUGUUUUAUAGUGGAAGUUCACACUGUUUCGUAAUAUGACCUACUAAAAAUAAAAACAAAAGCUUGUGGGAAAAACAGGCAGAAACCUGUAAUGGAGAAUAAGACAAAAUGUGCAAUGGGUACAUUGUGACAAAAAACAUGUUUAGUAUGAAAACCAUGGAGAUGACAUCAAUAAAUAGCCCCGACCCACCGACCUAGUCAGCCUCAUUCUCUCAUCUCUCAUUUCACACUCAAGGCCAGUCGCAGGGAUGCUUUUCCAUUUUAUUAGUAUGGCUUCACUUUCUGGCAUGGGUCCAGGAGCCGGACAUUAUAACAAAAGGCCAUUAUACUUUGGGGCACCCCUCUUUCUUUCCCAGAAAGGUGAUCUUGGUCAGGGGUGGCCAACCCUGAUCCUAGCGUGCCGAUAUGCAGCAGGUUUUCUAUCCUACCUGGUCUCUGAUGAACCACACCUGAUCUCAGGCAGAUUGUAAUGCAUCAGGUAGGAUACAAAACCUGCUGAAUACUGGCACUCCCGGAUCAGGGUUGCUGGCCCAGGAUCUAGAUCAAGGACAUAUGGACAAAUCAAGGAAGUACAAGAACAAUUUAGACAUUAAUGUUUGCAACAUUCAAGAAGACCAAGUAUUUGGCAGAAAGACUAAAUGUCAAGGUGCUUCUUUUCAUAAAGUCAUGAAAUAGGUGAUAAUGAUUAAAAUGUUGUUCAGUAAAAGCCACGAGUAUUAUUGAUAAUAAAUUUACAAUAUGUUUGCUUUGAUUGUGUGUAUGAGAGGGAGACAGAGCAUGUGCUCUGGAAUGGACUGGCAUGCUAUCCAGGGUGUCUCCUGCGUCAUGUUCUGUGCUUUCUGGAAUAGAUUCAAGGCUCACCAUUUCUGAGUCAUGUGCACCAGUCACCUGGACAAUCCAGGAAAGUUGGACGCUCAGUAAAUCAGGGAAUAUGAUUCAUGUGUUAUUGUCAUAUUGACUGCAGUAAUAGCAAUAACCCUGGUGCUGCAGGUAAUGUGUCAACAUUUGUUAAGCAAUUUGAACAGUGUCCAUAAACCAUUACCACUGAAAUUACCCCAUCAUCGUAAACUGGCAAUUCUCAGUAGUUCAGAUUUAUAUAAGUGCAUUGGACCUCCACACCCUCUUGGUUAAAAAGGUAGGUGAACCUGGACCAGAAUAGUAAUCAGACCAGUUCUUUGAGUUCUGAGCAGUGAAC
This is a messenger RNA of Paramormyrops kingsleyae, 4668 nucleotides long. The record is from RefSeq and is a predicted model, not a curated record. Lineage: Eukaryota; Metazoa; Chordata; Actinopteri; Osteoglossiformes; Mormyridae.